Messenger RNA from Schizosaccharomyces osmophilus, 1965 nucleotides. It is a transcript of the gene mre11, whose product is annotated as Mre11 nuclease. NCBI's taxonomy places the organism in Eukaryota, Fungi, Ascomycota, Schizosaccharomycetes, Schizosaccharomycetales, Schizosaccharomycetaceae. The record is from RefSeq and is a predicted model, not a curated record. The coding region runs from base 1 to 1965 and encodes 654 amino acids. The transcript has 5 exons. Gene Ontology annotation, cellular component: nucleus; Mre11 complex. Gene Ontology annotation, biological process: meiotic DNA double-strand break formation; mitotic G2 DNA damage checkpoint signaling; telomere maintenance. Gene Ontology annotation, molecular function: manganese ion binding; DNA endonuclease activity; 3'-5'-DNA exonuclease activity.
AUGACAAAUGAGAGACAAAAUGCACCUCUUCAAGAAUCAGAAAAUGAUACAAUCCGUAUAUUAAUCGCCUCAGAUAAUCAUGUAGGGUUUGCUGAGAAGGAUCCAGUACGCGGAAAUGAUUCAUUCGUAUCGUUUGAUGAGAUCCUUAGAAUUGCUCGCGAAAAGGAGGUUGAUAUGGUGCUUCUGGGAGGAGACAUAUUUCACGACAACAAGCCUUCAAGAAAAGCUUUUUACCAGGCCUUGCGCUCUUUGCGGCUAAAUUGUCUAGGAGAUAAACCAUGUGAGCUUGAACUGUUGAGCGAUACUUCUGUGACAGCUGGUGAUACAGCCAUAUGCAGUGUAAACUAUGAAGAUCCCAAUAUAAAUGUUGCCAUACCUGUAUUUUCAAUUCAUGGAAAUCACGAUGAUCCUUCUGGAGAUGGGAGAUAUAGUGCGCUGGACAUAUUACAAGUCACUGGACUCGUCAACUAUUUUGGACGUGUUCCUGAAAACGACAAUAUAUCGAUUAGCCCAAUCCUUUUACAAAAGGGAUCUACAAAGCUUGCCUUAUAUGGACUUUCUAAUGUUCGAGAUCAACGCUUGUAUCAUUCAUUCCGUGAGAAUAAAGUAAAAUUUCUACGACCUGAUUUGUAUCAAGACGAAUGGUUCAACUUGCUAGUGGUUCACCAAAAUCAUGCUGCACAUACCGAAACAAGUUAUUUGCCUGAAAGUUUUAUUCAAGACUUUUACGAUUUCGUCUUAUGGGGACACGAGCACGAAUGUAUCAUUGACGGAACAUACAAUCCAACGCAAAAAUUCACCGUUGUUCAACCGGGAUCUUCGGUAGCGACAUCUCUGAGUCCCGGUGAAACUGUACCAAAACAUUGCGGCAUUUUGCAUCUUACCGGAAGAGAUUUUUUUAUGGAAAAAAUUCGUCUUCGGACGGUUCGUCCUUUUGUCAUGAAAGAUAUUGUGUUGUCUGAAAUUCAAAGCAUUCCUCCUAUGGUUGACAAUAAGCGAGAAGUACUCACAUAUCUGAUCAGUCAAGUGGAGGAAGCUAUAGAAGAAGCAAAGCAACAGUGGGUGGAGGCUCAAGGAGGUGAUCCUAAUGUUCAAAAUGAGAAGCCUCCUUUACCUUUGAUUCGAUUAAGGGUUGAUUAUACUGGUGGCUAUCAAACUGAAAACCCUCAAAGAUUCUCCAAUCGGUUUGUUGGAAGAGUUGCCAAUGCCACGGAUGUGGUUUUAUUUCACCUUAAAAGAAAAUAUACAAGAACCAAGAAGAACAACGAAGUCGUGGACAAUGUUGGUGAAGAUGUUAAAAUAAAUGCACUGAGAGUUGAGUCAUUAGUGAGUGAAUAUUUGAAAAAAAACCAGCUAGAGUGUUUACCUGGAAACAUACUUGGUGAAGCUGUGAUCAAUUUUGUGGAGAAGGACGACAAGGAUGCUAUUAAAGACUGCGUGGAAGAUCACUUGAGUAAGCAGAUCAAUUUGUUAGUGAAAAAGCGUGUUACAGAAGAGAAUUUAGAAGAGGAGAUUAAGACCUUGGUGAAAAACAUACCUCAGCUCUCGACCACAAAGCGAAAAGAGUAUGACUCAAUGACUACGCCUGCUUCCACUAGUUUUCGGGUUAAUUCCCCGGACUCGGAUCUGGAUGAAGACAGGCCGCUUCACACCCCGGCCCGCGUAGAUGAAAAUGAAGGGAAGGACGAUUUUCAACCACUCACUCAGGCCGAGCCAUCGAGUCAACCACCAAAAACAACUAAACCACGCAUUCUUCCCGGCAGUAUGUACCAAAAGUCAGCAAGCGCGAAGAGGCUAUCAUCGAAAAGCAGCACACCAAAGAGAGCCACAGGACGUACACAGGGAAAACGCGCUGAAAAGCCUGCUGAGAAAAGCACACAAUUGAUGUUCCAAGAUUCGUCUAGCUCUUCACAGAAACCAGCUAGUCAAUACUUGGAUGACGAUGAUGAAAUUCUGGAUGAUUGA